GUUAUGUUGUUAAAGGCAAUGCUUAUUUGAGUUCCUGUCUGCUUUUAUGUAUAGAGUCCUAAACACUGCAUCAAAUCUGGAUUCACAACUUUAUGGAAUAUGGUUUGGAGAUGAUGGAGGACAGGGGUCCACGUGUUGCCGACUACUUUGUAGUGUCUGGCCUGAGCAGUAACUCCACCCCUUUGGGUCAAGAGGUCAUUUUUGAUGAUGCUUGUCAUAAAGCAGCUCAGGCCAAACAGCCAAUCACAGAUGUGACUGUGGUGAUGCGAUCAAUAGGUGAAGAUGUUCCAGUAGGAUACACAUGUCUAGAGACCACACCCACAGGCCUCUCUGCCAAUCUGAACAAUGGGAGCUUGAUGGCCCCAGAGUUUUACAUAUGCUACAGACGCGGACAAGAUAAACCUCCUCUCACAGACCUGGGACUUAUAUAUGAAUGGAAAGAGAGACUUAAGCAAGGAUAUCAUAUUAUCCAGAGAACACCAUAUGGUCGCCCUGCCAACCUGAGUGGCACGUCUUCUCAAUGCAUCUACAUCACCUACCAGCGAGCACCCAACAGCCAUAACUCACGAGCCGUCACAGACAUCUGUAUCAUUAUACCAGGAAAAGGAGAAACACCGCCACAUACAUUCUGCAAAGUAAACAGGAACCUCAGCAGCAGUAUGUGGGGUCCAGCUGUAUAUCUUUGCGUCAAGAAGUCUGUGAUUAAAACCAACUCCAUUGCUUAUAAAGCAGAGCUGCUCAGUCGCUAUCCCGAAGAUGACUACAUAUCAUUUCCCCUGCCCGAGUCUGUCCCGAUGUUCUGUCUGCCGAUGGGCGUCACUGUUGAGCGCUGGUCGCCGCAUGUCAAGUACUCCCUCCCCACCUUCUCAACGUUCGUUCUGACUGGAGCAUCCGGAGACAAAGUAUAUGGUGCAGCAUUGCAGUUUUUUGAGGCCUAUCCAGAAGAACAUUUAACAGACAUGCAAAGAAAACAGCUUCAAAUGAUGGAGUCCAAAGCCACACAAAUGACUAAAUCCUCCUGCACUAUUAGCACAUGCUCCACGGGGACCUCAGAAGUCAUGCACACUAAUAAGUGCAUCUGUGUCCUCUCGCACUGGCCUUUCUUUGAUGUCUUUAAGAAGUUUCUCACCUUCCUUUACCGCUAUUCCAUAUCUGGACCUCAUGCUCUGCCUAUAGAAAAACACAUUUCCCACUUUAUGCACAAAGUUCCUUUCCCUACCGCCCAAAGACCACGAAUUCUUAUUCAGCUUUCCCCUCAUGAUAGUUUGCUGCUGAGUCAGCCAAUGUCAUCUCCUCUUCCUCUAAGUGGCGGCCGGUUCUUGACUCUCCUGAAACACUUGGGUCCUGAGAAUGCCGUGACUCUGCUGGUGUUUGCAGUGACUGAACACAAGAUAGUGAUGCACUCUUCACAGGCAGCUGUACUAACUAGUGUCGCAGAGGCGCUGUUGUCUAUGAUCUUCCCGCUCCACUGGCAGUGCCCGUAUAUCCCUCUGUGCCCGCUGCCAUUGGCUGGUGUACUCAGUGCGCCCUGCCCAUUCAUUGUGGGUGUUGACUCACAAUACUUUGAUAUCUAUGAACCUCCACCAGAUGUCAUUUGUGUAGACUUGGACUCAAACAAUAUCUUCCGUACAGAUGACACGAGAGCUCUGACAUGGAAGAUCCUUCCAAAGAAGUCCUGCAAAAACCUGCUGAAUGCCCUCAAAGACCUUCAUGUGGAGGUAUCUGAAGUGGUCCAAAGGCCCAGAGAUGAUGUUGUGGUGGAUUUAUCGAUGUUGGAUAUUGAACUCAGCAGUGGACGGAGUGUACCAACAGUGGAACUAGCGAUUCAGGAGGCGUUUCUGCGCUUUAUGGCUGAUAUUUUAAAGGGUUAUCGAAACUAUCUCCAGCCCAUCACCAAAAUCCCUUCAGCUAAAACCACAGAUGCCAGAUCACUGUUUGACCUACAGGGGUUUGUGAGGCAUCAGGACUCCUCUAAUCAAACAUUUUACUCACUAAUGACAGAAACGCAGAUGUUUAUGCAGUUUAUCCAGGAACGCUCAUUUGUCAGUGAUAAAGAUGCCAGUCUGGCUUUCUUUGAUGAGUGUGUUGAGAAGAUGGAAGGAAGCCAGAAUGACGAAAGCAGACUGAUUGAACUGAAUACAUCUCAUUGUAGUGAACACACAGUAUUUGUCACCCCACCUGAAUUACCGCCAUUACCUGAGGGAGAGGAGCAUCCACUGUGCUACAGGUACAGUGGGUUUCCUCUGUUAACAAAUGAAUUGUUUGAUCAUGUGGUUAAGUUUCCAACCAGCACUAAACAACCAGCCAUCCCACAGAGCGGCCCAACUAACCCUGAUCCCACAUUCAGACGGACAAAACAGGAGAUAAAGUCAGCACAGAAGAUCGCUCAGAAACAUUCAUCUGUUCCUCAGCUCUGGUCCAAGUGUCUUCUGAGAUGCUCUUAUGGUCUCUGGUUUAUUUGUCUGCCGGCGUACGUCAAAGUGUGCCAUUCAAAAACACGAGCGCUGCACUUUGCAUAUGAUGUACUGAGAAAGAUGCGGAGAAAAACACGGCAGGAGCCAGAUGAGGUGUGUUACCGUAUUGUAAUGCAGUUAUGUGGGGAGUACGGUCAGCCAGUUUUAGCAGUCAGGGUGCUGUCUGAGAUGAGAAAGGCUGGAGUUCAGCCAAACGCCAUCACAUAUGGAUAUUACAACAAGGCAGUGUUGGAGAAUUCCUGGCCAUCCAGCACAAGAGGAGGAUAUUUCCUUUGGCUAAAGCUGAGAAAUGUUGUAAUGGCAAUUGCUCAGUUUAAAAGGGCCCUGAAGAAACAGCAAACCUUUGUGACACACACCCCUUUAUCAGAGACUGACAAUGUCAACAGCAGUGAUUUUAGGCUCCACACAGCCGACACUAUUUCCUCCUCACCACAUCUUGGAAUUUUCCGUAGCAACUGUUCCCAUGAGAGUCAAGUAGAUCAUGAAGCAGGACUGUUGUUCUCUUCCUCAUUGGAAGAGAUUGGUGUGGUACAAAGAAAUAGCAGCUCUCGUAGAUGCCAAAAGUCACUAGAUGUUUCUGUAGGCUGGCCCAGUGGCCAACAAGAUUGUUAUGACACAUCUGAGCUGGAUUUGGGCUCACAAAAGUGUAUUGGGAGACCCAAGACACAAGACAUAAACACACAUGGCAAGUUUUCACCAUCCUGGAGUCAAGGCAUGACCUCAAGCAACAAGGAAAAGAGAGUGUCUGGUCCUGACACAAUACCCAUCUUUGCUUUUGAAGACUUGGAAUUGGAGGCAGAGAACACAGAGGAUAAAAAUACACAAAUUAUGUCGAAUGACAAUGGAAGUGUUGGAGCCAGACGUCUGUCCAGAAGAAUUGGAGUUAAAACAGGUUUUGACCCCCUUUCUCUGCUGGUUUCAGAGUUUGAGGAAGACGAAUCCUUGGUUCAGGACACCAACUGUGCUCCCACUGCUAGUCGCCAUCUGGCAGAAGAAAUCGAGAUGUAUAUGAAGUACUCUUGCAGUCCACGUAGCAGUCAAGUCCUAAGCAUGGACCUUGCAAUGCCUUCAAACUAUUUCCCUGCUGGCUUUGACUCUGGUGUACCUGAAAAUUCUGCGUCAAUGGCUGGUGCCUUACCUUCUCAAACCACACAUUACCAAUCUUCAUCCAUCCCAUGGGAGAUGGCAAAAGAGACUUCCAGUUCAUUCCUGGCUUCAACCUCUCCCUACUCGUCCUUUGGAAUAGAUUCUCUUCUUCCACCAACACUGGACGUUCUCAAGACUAGUGUGAUGUCUGCAGGAAAAGGUGUGGCUGAGAAAGCCAGUCGCUUAUACUCACACUUUGCCACUCCGUCCAAAGAUAGCCAUUCAGACAAACUGUUUUCAACUGAGAAGGACAAUUAUGCAUCUCUACAAGGGGAAGGGGUGUUUUCAUUCAGUGAAGGACAUUGUACGACUCCAAGCACUGACAGCCUGUCGGCCAGACAUGAAUGUGAGCAGUUCUUUGAUAACACAAUGAAACAGCUCAACUCAGAACCACAAUCAGCAUUCUCAUGCUGUAUUUAUGCACCUCAGGACUGCUCCUUCGCAGACAAAUCUGAAACAGAUUCCUCUCAGUAUGCAAACAAAGAUACAGUCUAUGCUAUGGAGAUCCUGAUAUCGAGCUGCUCACGGUGUAAAACAUGUGAAUGUGUUGUAUAUGAUGAGGAGAUUAUGGCGGGCUGGACAGCAGAUGAUUCUAAUCUGAACUCGACCUGUCCGUUCUGCGGAAACCCAUUCCUGCCUUUCCUGAACGUGGAGAUCAGGGACCUCCGCGAGCCCGGAAGCUUAUUUCUGAAAAGUAGUCCAUCAGAGAAUUUGCUGUCACCCUCAUCAACCCAGACAGUACUCUGUUCAACAUCAUCACUUCAUGACAAAUACAGAAGUUCUUACUCACAGACACCAAGUGUGAAGAUUCCUUCAAAACAGGUCACUUUGUGUUCAGAGGAAACACUGGUACACAGCAUCCAGUCCUUUGGGUCUUUGGAGGAAUCUUCUAGAUCUGUCCAGUGGGCUAGUUCUGCGAUCCCAUCGUCAAGAUGCUCCAAAGAUGCUCUGAACGCUCUGAGCAUGUCCUGGCGCUUGCAUCAUCCAGAGCCAGUAACGGUGCCAUACCUGAGUCCAAUGGUGUUGUGGAAGGAAUUGGAGAGCCUGCUAGAGAAUGAAGGCAAUGGCAUCAUCUGUCACUCCACUGUGGUGGACAAUCACCCAAUCAUCUUCUGGAACCUUCUGUGGUACUUCACACGAAUCGGCCUGCCAAGCAAUCUGCCUGGUCUCAUUCUUACUUCAGAACACUGCAACAGAGGAUCACAGGUUCCACGCCAUUGGAUGUCUGAGGACAGCAAAUAUAUUCGAGUGCAGCUUCUCUGGGACAACCUUAAACUGCACAAAGACCAAGCCCAACCUUUAUAUAUUCUUUGGAAUACACACAGUCUUAGUUACCCAGUUUCUCAAGGUGUGUAUAGAAGAGAUAGUAUGUUCAGUGAGGAUCUGCUGCAGACAGUGAUUGAAAGCAUUGAGAAGGAUGAUGUUUAUACCCCUGUUUGCCAGCUGCUACAGCUGUUAUCAUACUCAUCCGGAGCUCACAGAAAGAGAAGUUUAUACAGAGAUAUUCUCUUUCUGUGUAGAGUUGCACUUGGUGAAGAAAACAUAGAUAUUGAUGUCUUUGAUCGAGAGUAUCAAUCAGCAUAUGACCGCCUGAAUCCUUCACAAAUCAAACUCACUCAGAAUUGUGACCGACCGCCGAGCACUGCUAUUAAAGAGUGCAGGAAGACUUUUGGAGAGCCUUACCUAAGACUAUAAACUUAAUCUGCUACUUUUUCUCUAAACUUUGUUUUCAUCAAAAAGUUGGAACUAAUGUAAUGAAAGAUUUUCCUGGGUCCCACUUUAGGUGUCUUUAACUACUAUGUACUAACAUUACAAUACAACAUAUUUAUUGUGUAACUACAUGUUGUUCUCACAAGAUUCACAUUUGCUGCUACUGAGGUUGAGGUACGGGUAGGUUUAGGUUGAGGGUUAGGAGUAAGGUUAAGAGUGUAACUACAGAUGUAUUUAAAACAGGAACUUUAAAUACAAGUACAAUGCAACAGUACAUAUGUACAUAAAAAGUACAUCGUAUCAAAUGCUUUAUAACUACUUAAUAGUAGUUAAAGACAACUUAUAUAAAGUAGAUCCUUUUUCUGCAAUAUGAAGUCUGAAUAAUAAUAAGCAAUAUUAGAAAAAAUAUGUUUAAGUGCUGAUUUUAAUCUCCUCAUCAAAGCUUUUCAAAAUGUUAUCUCUUGAACUACAUGCUGAAAGUUAUUAAUUACUUCAACUGACCCUUUGCUAAGCUCCGCCUAUGGCGUACAUUUUUACGUCAAAUGUAUUGUGGUCGCAGAAAAAAAUAAAGAUGUCAUAAAAUCAUAAGAUAAAAAGCACUAGCAAUAUAUUAAAAAACAAACUGAAGCAAAAUAAUCUAUAUUUCAAACAAAGUAAAGUUUUUAUAAUUGGUCAAUAGCAAUUUUAAGGUGGCACUUAACGAAGGGUCAAUAGAUCUGUUCAGGUUGUAGUCCUAAAACACGGGAAAGAAUUUGCCAUGGGUUCCCUCAAGAUUUUCCUAUGGGUUUUUAUAAAGGGGUUAUUGAACUUAUGAGAAACAUAAGGUCUGUGGUAAACAUUACUUGACGAUACGUGGACAUGUUUUUCUACAACAUAAAUUACACAAACUCAUACAGCAAACAUGAAUUUUGAAGCCGUAUUGAAUUACACAUUUUUGAAGAUCACAUUUUAGAUACAGUGGCAAGAAAAAGUAU
Messenger RNA from Myxocyprinus asiaticus (Chinese sucker), 6304 nucleotides. Its product is annotated as C-myc promoter-binding protein-like. Gene Ontology annotation, cellular component: cytoplasmic vesicle. The record is from RefSeq and is a predicted model, not a curated record. The transcript has 31 exons. The coding region runs from base 93 to 5315 and encodes 1740 amino acids. Gene Ontology annotation, molecular function: protein binding. Lineage: Eukaryota; Metazoa; Chordata; Actinopteri; Cypriniformes; Catostomidae. Gene Ontology annotation, biological process: regulation of Rab protein signal transduction.